Messenger RNA from Histoplasma mississippiense, 1623 nucleotides. RefSeq lists its product as hypothetical. Gene Ontology annotation, biological process: secondary metabolic process. Lineage: Eukaryota; Fungi; Ascomycota; Eurotiomycetes; Onygenales; Ajellomycetaceae. The coding region runs from base 1 to 1623 and encodes 540 amino acids. Gene Ontology annotation, molecular function: CoA-ligase activity. The transcript has 3 exons. The record is from RefSeq and is a predicted model, not a curated record.
AUGCCGGCUCAAUCGCCGUACCCGCCAUUAGAGAUUCCAAAUAUCGAUGUAUGGACUCUUCUUUUCGAGAAUAAGUGGGAGCCUUUCCCUGAUGAUCAAGUGAUGCUCGAGGAUGCCGAUACCCUCCGCUCAUACACCUAUUCCCAAGUGAAGUCCACCGCCCUGGACUUUGGAAUAGGUCUAAAGGCCAAUUGGGAUUGGCAAAAGGGCGACGUCUUAGCCAUCAUCUCCCCCAACAACAUCGACAUGCCCCCCGUGAUGUGGGGAGCCCAUUGGGCUGGCGGUGUCGUCUCCCCAGCAAACCCGACUUAUACCGUGGAUGAAUUGGCCUUCCAGCUCAAGGGGACAAACGCCAAAGCGCUCGUUACUCAAAUGGCGCUCCUGCCCACUGCCACCGCCGCCGCGAAACUGGCCGGGAUUCCUGACAGCCGUAUCAUCCUGCUGGGCGAUGCGCGGGACCCGAGUGCGAAGUUUAAACAUUUCACCUCAGUGCGGAAUAUAUCGAAAGCCACGAGAUAUCGCAAGACGCGCAUCGAUCCAGCGAAGGACCUGGCCUUUCUGUGUUUUAGUUCGGGGACGACCGGUGUGCCCAAGGGCGUUAUGCUGUCGCAUCGCAAUAUCGUUUCGAAUAUCCUACAGUUUACUGCUGGAGAGCUGGGAAACCUGAGCUGGGAUAGAGAUAAAGUGUUGGCUUUUCUACCAUUCUUCCACAUAUACGUAAUGUCCAAAUUCGACAUCGAAAAAUGGUGCGCCCACGUCCAGAAGUUCCGCAUCACCUUCUCCUACAUCGUACCCCCCGUCGUCGUCCUCCUCGCAAAACACCCCGUCGUCGACAAGUACAACCUCUCCUCCCUGAGACUUCUGAACUGCGGUGCAGCGCCGCUCAGUCGUGAACUCGUCGAAGCCAUGUCCACCCGCAUCAAGACGGGUGUCAAGCAGGGCUACGGUCUCAGCGAGACGAGCCCCACAACCCAUACGCAAACAUGGGCGGAUUGGGACAAAUACAUCGGCUCAGUUGGCCGCUUGCUACCGAAUCAGGAAAUCAAGUAUAUGACUUCGCCCGACGAUGGCUGCGAGCCUGUCGAGCUGCCCAUUGGGCAAACAGGAGAGAUCUAUAUCCGUGGCCCCAACGUCUUUCUUGGAUACUUGAACAACCCAGAGGCGACGGCGCAGUGUCUUUCCGCCGAUGGCUGGUUCCGCACCGGCGAUGUUGGACAUCAGGACGAGCAUGGUAAUCUAUACAUAACCGAUCGCGUCAAGGAGCUCAUCAAAUACAAGGGGUUCCAGGUUGCCCCGGCGGAGCUUGAGGGUAUUCUCAUGGAGAACGAGGCGAUCGAUGACGCUGCGGUCAUUGGAGUUGAGAGCGAAGAGCAUGGUUCUGAGGUACCGCGCGCCUACGUUGUGUUGAAAGACAAAGCUGCGGGGCCCGCGGCAGAGAAGGCGGAAGCGGAGAAGAUCAUGAAUUGGCUUGCGGGUAAGGUGGCUCCUCAUAAACGGCUGCGCGGAGGGGUGAGGUUCAUCGACGAGAUUCCUAAAAGCCCCAGUGGGAAGAUUUUGAGACGUACACUGAAGGAACGGGCGGAAAAGGAGAAUGCUGAUGGUCGGAUGAAGGCCAAACUGUAG